Messenger RNA from Fusarium sp. VM40, 2670 nucleotides. Lineage: Eukaryota; Fungi; Ascomycota; Sordariomycetes; Hypocreales; Nectriaceae. The record is from the annotation of a GenBank genome assembly.
AUGACAGAGCAUCUCAGCCCCGACUCUCUAAAUCCCCUCGAAACCGACGAAGAAGCCAUUCUUCUAGCUCGAUCGCGGUCGCCUCAUCCAUAUCACCACCAGAAUACAGACCUUCCCCAUCUCUCAGAUCGCUUUACCCUCCGAAACCGCCAAGCGCAAUCCGCCAAGAGCAGUGACGAUGCUAGCCACGAACCAUCGCCUUCGACAUGGCCACCUUUCCUCAAAGACUCCCCGCAGACGAGCGAUAGCGGCUCUGAAGCUGAUGAUGAGCAUUACUUGAAAGGCCUACCAGCACCCAAGGCCAAUUUACACAAGGGAUUACGGGGUCUGAAUGAACCCCUCUCCGGCUCUUCAACACCUCUUCCGUCGCCCGCAAUUCUUGAUGGCCACACGAUCCGCACCGUCGACAAACCGCCUAUGCCUACCGAGACCCCGGAAACAAAACGUCUGCUUGAGGCUUUAAAACGGCGUAGACGUGUUGUUGUUCGACGUGUAACUGAGGCAGGUAACGUCUUGGCUCUAGGUCUCAUGGUGGCAUCGAAUUCCCAGGUAUCACAACUCUUGAAUAUCUGGGGCAAAGACAUUCUGAUUCUUGGCCUUCUAUAUGCAGGGCUACUCGUUUUGUAUCCCAUCCGGGUCAUCGCCUGGGCCUACCGUAAUCGGUCACCAGCUCAUCCGAUACCACUUGAACUUCCUGCGCACUUCGACCCCGCUCCCAUAUUAUAUCCUUCAGCAAUUACCCUUUUUGUGUCGCUCCUAAUAUCGUCGAAUAACCCGGCGGCUAUACUUCCCAACCUUGUGUUGAGUCUUGCUUCCAUUCCGCAAAGCGUCAUUCCAAAGGUCGAUCCUUAUGCCACAUACGACGUUGUAGCAUGGGGCUUAACUUGCAUUCCAUUAAUCUGGAGCCCAAAACAGCGUGAGAACUUCGAAAUUCGGCACCCAGAAGACUUUAUUUCAGGAGAAACAGCUAUAUUGCUAUAUCCUUUGCACCAAAGUUUGUGUAGAGUGCUGCAUUAUCUCACAACCACCAGUCUUUUGACGGCUGAACUUCAGCUACUCUCAGUCGCACUCAUCAAUGUCUUACUUUUGGCUUCUUCGCCACAAAUUGAGAUUCUCAAGGCCCUCUUAUGGGGUGGUGGCCUUUCCCUGCUAUUCUUCUGUGGCCCUAUCAUAAGAUGGGGGAUAGCUCUGGCUAGGGUCCCAAAAUGGCGAUUCCGCAGAGCGUCAAUCAGCCAACAACCACCCUUCUGGAAGAAUCUGAGGCAGUUGAUCUCUUGGCGUCGAUUGAGAAACGAAUUGUUAAGACCCGAGUAUGAGGAAGCAAUUUACGACACUGCUGGUUCAUCAGAAGACGAGGCAAGUUCCAUGUUCAGGAAACCAACAAAAGUUCGAACCUUCGGACCCAGCUUCCCUGCCCCAGGAGAGGUCGAUAGUCCGCCAUCUUCUCCUAAUGCUACAGAAGGUUUCGGAAAUUGGUCUUUCGCACGGAGGCAUACAUUACCGCAUCUUGAUCUGGGAAAUCGCCGCAACGCAACACAUACUCCUUCUGGGCGCAAGAAACGGGCGACAUCAAUGUCUGUUAGGCCUUUUUUCAAGCUCACCCAAGACCAAGCAACACUGAGGAAGUGGCUUUAUGCUGGAUAUGUCUAUGCAAGCAUCUUGGUGAUCAUCUUAGCUGGAAUCCGCACUUAUGUCGAGAGGUUUGCGCUCGGCGGCAACGAACCUAUCGGUUGGGCUCUAGGAUAUCUUCUUGGAGACUGGUCUUGGUUCCGGUAUCAAGUUGUAAGCUUGAAUCUAGAGCGGUGGGUCUGUCUGCCUCCUCGACUUGAUCCUGAAGAAGACAAGCAAUGCCACUUUGGAUGGGUACAGCAUGUUCGUCACAACGACUUUGGCGAAGCUAACACUCGACUCAUGUUGAGCGUUUACUGGCUUGGCAUCUUGAUUCUUGGCCUGGUAAUCGUUUUCCGCCUCAAGGAUAUUUAUGAGGUGGACACGCGGCGGAAGGUGUUUCACUUUAUGAUGGUUGGCAUGUUUCUUCCAGCAACUUUUGUCGAUCCUACCUACGCGGCUCUGGCCCUCUCUCUGAUUCUUGCGGUCUUUUUGAUCUUGGAUCUUCUGAGGGCUAGUCAACUUCCUCCGCUUUCGAAACCCAUCGCUUCGUUCCUUGCCCCAUAUGUUGACGGUAGAGAUUUCCGAGGUCCAGUUGUCAUUUCGCAUAUCUUUCUGCUGAUCGGAUGCGCAAUUCCCCUCUGGCUAGGCCUCGCUUCUCUACCGCGCACAGGAGCCGGGUAUCUCGCUGGCUGGGAGGUAUCAACUCGCGAUGUGAGCCUUGUCUCCGGCGUCAUCUGCGUAGGUCUCGGAGAUGCGGCAGCUUCUCUCAUCGGCCGUCGGUAUGGGCGCCGAAAGUGGUUCUGGGGCGGUGGUAAGAGUCUGGAGGGUAGCGUUGCAUUCGCCGCAGCUGUUGUUCUUGGUCUUGGUGCCGCGAGCAUGUGGUUGAGAACAGGCGGCUGGUCAGUCGCGGGCGAGCAACCUGGACUCAUUGCUAGCAGUAGAAACGCUGUGAUGUGCGCUUCGAUGGCAAGUUUAACGGAGGCUGUUCUUACCGGUGGGAAUGACAAUGUCAUUGUCCCAGUGGUACUGUGGACUUGCGUUAAAAGCCUGGGUGUUUGA